AAACCAUGUCGACUUCUGUUAAGCAUCGUGAGUUCGUCGGAGAGCCAAUGGGCGACAAAGAAGUCACAUGCAUCGCCGGGAUCGGGCCAACAUAUGGCACCAAGCUCACCGAUGCAGGCUUCGAUAAAGCCUACGUACUGUUCGGACAGUAUCUCCUUCUGAAGAAAGACGAGGAUUUGUUUAUCGAAUGGCUGAAAGAGACGGCUGGAGUGACUGCAAAUCACGCGAAGACGGCGUUCAAUUGUUUGAACGAGUGGGCAGAUCAGUUCAUGUAAACUGCUCAAUAUUUCUGCUAAGCAUCGAUUUGAUUCUCCUCUAUAAUCAUCAAUGGCCAUAUUUGCACUUCGAAAAACACCAUUUGUUCCAGUGUAGUCGUUUUCCGCUUUGCGACUAUGCCCCAUUUCAAAUUAAUCUGUUUCUGAAAUAUUUCUCAUACUUCCAAGUUUUCCCCCUUGUCGUGUGGUCUUGGACUACGGUUCUUGUUUUGUUUUUGACUUUAAUUUUGCGAUUUUUCUCCCUCCAAAUAAAAUAUUUUCUACG
Molecule: messenger RNA, 540 nt
Organism: Caenorhabditis elegans
Lineage: Eukaryota; Metazoa; Nematoda; Chromadorea; Rhabditida; Rhabditidae
Gene: baf-1
Product: Barrier-to-autointegration factor 1
Exons: 2
Coding region: 6-275 (89 amino acids)
Cellular component (GO): nucleus
Molecular function (GO): DNA binding
Source: RefSeq, marked reviewed